This is a messenger RNA of Penicillium oxalicum, 486 nucleotides long. Its product is annotated as tropomyosin. Gene Ontology annotation, biological process: mitotic cytokinesis; actin filament organization. The record is from RefSeq and is a predicted model, not a curated record. Bases 1 to 486 code for a protein of 161 amino acids. Gene Ontology annotation, cellular component: actin filament; actomyosin contractile ring. Lineage: Eukaryota; Fungi; Ascomycota; Eurotiomycetes; Eurotiales; Aspergillaceae. Gene Ontology annotation, molecular function: actin filament binding. The transcript is spliced from 3 exons.
AUGGAUAAGAUCAGAGAGCGUAUGAGCGCCCUCCGCCUGGAGGCUGACGAGGCCCACGAGCAAGUCGAGGAUCUCAAGAAGAAGGUCAAGGCUUUGGAACAGGAGAAUUUGUCCAAGGAGCAGGAGAUCACAUCUCUAAACCACCGCAACCAGCUGCUCGAGGAGGAGGUCGAGAAGCUCGAGGCCUCCGUCAAGGAUGCCAAGGAUGCCGCCAACCAAAGUGCUCAGCACGACACCCAGAACGAAGCUCUCCAGCGCCGGGUACAACUCCUCGAGGAGGAAGCUGAGGAGAAUGACCGCACUCUGCGCGAGACCAACGAGAAGCUUCGCCAGACUGACGUCAAGGCCGGCCACUACGAGCGCAAGGUGCAGGCUCUGGAGACUGAGCGUGAUCAGUGGGAAGCCAAGUACGAAGAGAUGGCUAAGAAGCACGCCGAGCUGCAAAAGGACCUGCACGAGCUCGAGGUCUCUAUCAGCAACGUUUAA